UGAGGGGAGGGCUGUGGCCGAUCCCGCCUCCUCUCGCGGUUCUUGGCGCCGGCGGAGGCUGAGCCGGGCCUGUGUGUUGCCGGCCGGCGAAGGGGCUGGUGGUGCCGCCGAAGGGGCUACCAUGGCGCAGCUGGGCACGAGCCAGCGAGGGUCCGGGAGGACGUCGGAGAAGGAAGAGGCGGCGGCUGCAGCGAAGGAGGCGGAGGCUGCCUUGGAAAGGCAUCAGGAGCUGCUUGCAGGAAAGGCCCAUAAAGAAGGUGGAUCUGCACGAGUGUCCCUUCUCAUAUUAUUGUCCAUCUUCUUAAUAGCUGCAUCUGUUAUGUUUCUGGUAUAUAAAAACUUUCCACAGCUGAGUGAAGAGGAGAGAGAAUGUAUAAAGGUUCCCAGAGACAUGGAUGAUGCUAAAGCCUUAGGAAAAGUUCUCUCUAAAUACAAGGACAACUUCUAUGUACAAGUCUUAGUGGCCUAUUUUGCUACUUACGUUUUUUUGCAAACCUUUGCUAUUCCUGGAUCAAUAUUUCUGAGUAUACUUUCAGGAUUUCUCUACCCUUUCCCCCUAGCUCUAUUUCUUGUUUGUUUGUGCUCUGGACUUGGGGCCUCUUUCUGUUAUAUGCUGUCCUAUUUAGUUGGAAGACCUGUUGUUUAUAGAUAUUUAACAGAGAAAGCCGUGAAAUGGUCACAGCAGGUUGAACGACACAGAGAACACCUCAUUAACUACAUAAUAUUUUUGAGAAUAACUCCUUUCCUUCCUAAUUGGUUUAUCAAUAUAACAUCUCCUGUAAUAAAUGUACCAUUGAAAGUAUUUUUUAUUGGUACUUUUCUAGGUGUUGCACCACCAUCUUUUGUAGCAAUUAAAGCUGGAACAACGCUCUACCAGCUUACAACAGCAGGUGAAGCAGUCUCCUGGAACUCUGUUUUCAUUCUCAUGAUUCUAGCUAUUCUCUCCAUUCUGCCAGCUAUUUUUCAGAAGAAACUUAAACAAAAGUUUGAAUGAAAAUUAGCCUGGAUCUUCACGUCCCGUAUUUCAUCUCAGGAUCAGCACUAUUUCUAUGGUCACUUUUCUAUCGCAUCUUUCACAAUUCGAGAGGAAUUAUAAGAGAUAAAAAUAUUUCUGGACUUCUUGCUGAGUUUUAUUUAUGGGGCACAAAGACAAAAUAACUGCUGUCAGAAGAAAUUAAGAUGAACGACAUACUUUUUAAAGCAUUGUUCAUUCUAACUAAUCAGUAAUAUGUAUAUGUAUAUGUAUGUAUGCCUUAUCUGAUUUUGUUUGUGUAGGCUUAACGUGAUA
Messenger RNA from Lacerta agilis (Sand lizard), 1288 nucleotides. It is a transcript of the gene TMEM41B, whose product is annotated as transmembrane protein 41B. The record is from RefSeq and is a predicted model, not a curated record. Lineage: Eukaryota; Metazoa; Chordata; Lepidosauria; Squamata; Lacertidae. Bases 122 to 994 code for a protein of 290 amino acids. Gene Ontology annotation, cellular component: endoplasmic reticulum membrane. The transcript is spliced from 7 exons.